AUGGCUUCCAAGGACAACCAAGGAUCGGGAGCAUUCAUCCGCAGCGAAAGUGCUUUCCGCAGUUUCAUCGCCCCUGACGCCAAUGCUCCUUUUCCGGCAGAAAAGGGUCGCUAUGCUCUGUACAUUUCGCCCACCUGUCCUUGGGCACAUAGAACCACCAUAGUCCGCGUUCUCAAAGGACUCGAGGACAUUGUUGACCUGUACGAACUCCAUCCAUCCAUGGGCCCCAAGGGCUGGUACUUCAGUGGUGAAGGCUCUUCCCUCCCUGCCGACCCAUUGUACGGUUUAAAGUAUCUUCCCGACCUCUACAAGAAGGCCGACCCCUCCUUCACCGGUCCCUUCACAGUUCCCAUGCUCUGGGACAAGAAGCGUGAGACGGUAGUCAACAACGAAAGCUCCGAAAUCAUCCGGAUGCUCACCACCGCCUUUGACCGCGACCUGCCCCAAAAACUACAGGAAGUUAACAAGCCAGGGGGCGGACUGUACCCAGAGCACCUACGCUCUUCCAUCAACGAGACAAACACCUGGAUCUACAACUUGAUCAAUAACGGAGUGUACAAGACAGGCUUUGCUACCACCCAGAAGGCUUACGAGACGAAUCUAUACCCGCUUUUUGAAGGGCUUGACCGUGUCGAGCAACUCCUCUCGUCCCCUCCACCCAGUGAGGCCGACUCGCAAGGAACAAAGCCGAGGAAGUACCUCCUAGGGGACAGCUUGGACCGAGGCUGA
Molecule: messenger RNA, 729 nt
Organism: Sordaria macrospora k-hell
Lineage: Eukaryota; Fungi; Ascomycota; Sordariomycetes; Sordariales; Sordariaceae
Cellular component (GO): cytoplasm
Molecular function (GO): glutathione transferase activity
Source: RefSeq, a predicted model, not a curated record